UUAACGAUUACGCACAGUAAUUUAAUAUAAUAAACGUGUACAUGUAAAGAUAAUAAUUUUAUUAUACUGUCGAAACUAUUUCCGCAGUGUCCGCGGGUUGAAAAACGAACGAAAACUCGCCAGUCGCAGUUGCUUAGUAGUAAUUUUCAACGUAUAUUAUUAUAGUGUUGUUGUCGUCCGUAGGAAAACCGAUCGUUUCGACUUUUUUUAAUUGCCGAUAACGAAUAACGGCGGCGAGGCUACGUUAUCGUUUUCAGCGGUGUUGGCUGUUACGACGAUAAAAUUAAAUAUACUAUAAUAGACUUCCCGUGCGCGUAAUAGCUCGUCCUUAAUGCAUCGCAUAUGUAGAUAAUACGAAUAAUUACGUUAUAACGAUGUGAUGUAUAAUAAAAAAAACAAAAAAAUUAUCGUAAACCAUUAGAGGCAUUGCGAGCUCGGCGACCGGACGGACGAGCGACGACGAGAAACCGGAGGAACGCGCAUCGGUGUCGACCGCGAUAAUAGUACGCCGAUAUCGCAAAGCACUUCAAGCUCACAUUUCCCCGCGGGGCACGUGACAUUCGGUUCGGUUCCUCCUCUCCAUUGCUCGAAAAUAUCGACACUCGUUGGUCCCGGUCACUGGUCAGUCGUCGCACGUCGUCCAGAUCGUCAUGCACGUCGUUCGCGACGGACCAAAACCGCCGUCGAACGUCUCCGAUAAUAAGCCGCCGGUCUUCAACCCUACGCCAGACACGCACCGUCGAUGUCCCUAAGCUUUGGUGUAAGAUGGAUGUGAGCGGUCUCCCUUCGCCGACGGACCAGUUCACCUGCGGACGGUUUGCCGCUAGUUGUCUGCGAUACUACUAUGAUUUAACCAAAAAAUUAGGAAAGUGAUUUUAAGUUUACAGCAAUGAAAAGUGACAUUUUAUAUUUUAGCCGACCGGGCAUUAAAAAAAAUGCCAUAUUAAUCUUUUGUAUUGGUGUGAUAUUUGGUAUAUUUUUUGCUUAUACUACAAUAUCCAUUACUGAAUGCCAUUUUAAAGAUAUUAAAAUACUUCCAUCAAAGUUUUCAUAUGAUCCAGUUAGAUACCACGAUCCUCAUUCACAUGGACAUGAUAAUGAAGGUUCAUUCAAUGAUUCAGUCAUUAUGAAAGACCAUGGAGAAAAUGAGACAUUACAUUUUCAUGAAGAUCUUGUGGCUCAAGAGCUUAAAAAACGAAUUAGAGUUCUCUGUUGGAUCAUGACUAGUCCUAGUAAUCACAUUAAAAAAGCAAGACAUGUAAAAGCCACAUGGGGUAAACGUUGCAAUACAUUACUUUUUAUGAGCACUACUGAAGAUAAAAGCUUACCUUCUAUUGCAUUACCAGUUAAAGAAGGUAGAGAAUAUCUUUGGGGCAAAACUAAAGAAGCAUUUAAGUACAUCUAUAAACAUUAUAAUGAUUAUGAUUAUGUAUUGAAAGCUGACGAUGAUACGUAUGUUAUAGUCGAGAAUUUGAGGUAUAUGUUAACUUCAUUUAACCCAAAAGAUCCAAUUUUCUUAGGCUGUAGGUUUAAACCCUAUGUUAAACAAGGAUACAUGAGUGGCGGUGCAGGUUAUUUGUUAAGCAAAGAAUCAGUUAGGAGGUUUGUUGAAAAAGCUAUACCUCAUAAACAAUGUCGGCAAGACAACGGUGGAGCCGAAGAUGUAGAAAUUGGUAUUUGUCUUCAAUUAGUUGGAGUAAAAGCUGAGGAUACUAGAGAUAGUUUAGGUCGUGGACGUUUCUUUCCAUUUAUCCCAGAACACCAUCUUAUACCUGGACAUACAGAUCCAAGUUUUUGGUACUGGAAAUAUAUUUAUUAUCCAAUAGUAGAGGGUAUGGAUUGUUGUUCAGAUACUGCAAUUUCAUUCCAUUAUGUUAAUCCUAAUAAUAUGUAUGUACUCGAAUAUCUAAUUUAUCAUUUACGACCGUAUGGAGUGACUCAAAAUAUUGAUCCAGCUACCGUAAAAAAAAAUUAUCUUAGCAAAGAAAGUAAUGCUACUAAGACUGAUCAGCCAAUGAACAAAACACAACAUGUAUAAACUUUAAUUAAAUGUUCUUAAGACAUUUUACUGUGAU
This is a messenger RNA of Rhopalosiphum maidis (corn leaf aphid), 2075 nucleotides long. Its product is annotated as glycoprotein-N-acetylgalactosamine 3-beta-galactosyltransferase 1-like. The transcript has 9 exons. Gene Ontology annotation, molecular function: N-acetylgalactosaminide beta-1,3-galactosyltransferase activity. Bases 890 to 2038 code for a protein of 382 amino acids. NCBI's taxonomy places the organism in Eukaryota, Metazoa, Arthropoda, Insecta, Hemiptera, Aphididae. The record is from RefSeq and is a predicted model, not a curated record. Gene Ontology annotation, cellular component: membrane.